Molecule: messenger RNA, 1503 nt
Organism: Hibiscus syriacus
Lineage: Eukaryota; Viridiplantae; Streptophyta; Magnoliopsida; Malvales; Malvaceae
Product: beta-1,6-galactosyltransferase GALT31A-like
Exons: 11
Coding region: 69-1277 (402 amino acids)
Cellular component (GO): Golgi membrane
Molecular function (GO): hexosyltransferase activity
Source: RefSeq, a predicted model, not a curated record
UCUCGUCUGUGACUAUAAAGGAAGCUUCCUUAAAGUCCUUAAAGCUGAAGUUCUUCAGCAUUUCUGCAAUGGGUUUCAGUAGACCUCAAAAGCUCGGCAAUGGGAUUUCUACCCGAUGGGUUUCUCUCUUUUGCAUUGCCAGCUUCUUCUUAGGUGUACUUGUUGUCAAUAGAUUUUGGGAUGAUUCUGAUCUGAUCACAAUGAAUGAGGAGUCUUCUCCGGUACAGAAACACCAGAGAAAAGAAGUUCAUCCCGUAGUUGAUUGUCAUAAGGAAGCUUCUGUUCAGGCUGGUGAUAUUCUUUCUCAAGUUUCACAAACUCAUGAUGUAAUCAUGAAAUUAGACAAAACUAUCUCAUCAUUGGAGAUGCAGCUAGCUGCAGCUAGAGCUGCCAAAGCAGAUAACGAGGAAGGAUCUCCGAUGGUUACAAAAUCAGGAGUUGAGAGCCUGACGGAGCGCCCAAAAUUUUUCUUUGUUAUGGGAAUUAUUACUGCAUUCAGCAGUAGAAAACGAAGGGAUUCGAUCAGGGAAACAUGGAUGCCUCAAGGGGAGGAAUUAAAGAGGUUGGAGAAAGAGAAGGGGAUUAUAAUGCGAUUCGUCAUAGGACAUGGUCCAACCCCAGGAGGUGUCUUGGAUCGUGCUGUUGAUGCUGAAGAAGAGCAACACAAGGAUUUUUUGCGCCUGAACCAUGUUGAAGGUUACCAUGAAUUGUCAUCGAAAACCCAAAUAUACUUCUCCACAGCUGUUGCUAAGUGGGAUGCCGACUUCUAUAUUAAAGUCGACGAUGAUGUACAUGUAAAUCUGGGUAUGAUUGGUUCUACACUGGCCCGUCACAGAUCGAAACCUCGGGUUUAUAUCGGUUGCAUGAAAUCUGGUCCUGUUCUGGCUCAGAAACUCGUUAAGUACCAUGAGCCGGAAUAUUGGAAAUUCGGCGAGGAGGGAAACAAGUAUUUUAGGCAUGCAACUGGACAAAUAUAUGCAAUCUCUAAAGACUUAGCCACCUAUAUCUCGGUCAACCGGCAUAUACUUCAUAGAUAUGCAAAUGAAGACGUCUCUCUCGGUUCAUGGUUUAUUGGUCUCGAUGUUGAGCACAUCGAUGAUCGAAGUCUUUGCUGUGGUACUGCCCCUGAUUGUGAGUGGAAAGCUCAAGCAGGGAAUCCUUGUGCUGCAUCAUUCGAUUGGAGCUGCAGUGGCAUUUGUAAGUCUGUGGAGAGAAUGCAGGAGGUGCACCGGCAAUGCGGGGAAGGCGACGGAGCUAUCUGGCAUACUAGUUUCUGAAACUCCAUAACCACCAACAAACCAACCUGAUUGUAAUAUAUUUGUCUAUGUUCAAUCGAUGCCGUGGUUCAAACAGACGUCGUCUGCCCCGAUUUUUGCCUAUCAAUGUCUCGGGACAGUUGGUACUGAUGAUAUUAAACUAAUUCCUGCACAUAUUCUCAUUUCCUGGAAAAAGAAAGUGAAAAUCUUUAAGAUUGUAAAGUGAUCACUCUCUUUAACUGCAAUU